Lasiosphaeria miniovina is the source of this 2940-nucleotide messenger RNA. Its product is annotated as Spc98 family-domain-containing protein. Gene Ontology annotation, cellular component: equatorial microtubule organizing center; centrosome; spindle pole. Lineage: Eukaryota; Fungi; Ascomycota; Sordariomycetes; Sordariales; Lasiosphaeriaceae. The coding region runs from base 1 to 2940 and encodes 979 amino acids. Gene Ontology annotation, biological process: cytoplasmic microtubule organization; mitotic cell cycle; spindle assembly. The transcript has 2 exons. Gene Ontology annotation, molecular function: gamma-tubulin binding; microtubule minus-end binding. The record is from RefSeq and is a predicted model, not a curated record.
AUGUCGUCGAGCACCGCCAGACCGUCAACGCACGCCGAAAAGAGAAGCAGUGGCCUUGGGACUGGUGCUGCUACUUCGGAUCACUCUAGAGCAGCUACGUCGGCAUCUACAUCACGGCCCCGCACCACCGCUGCUUCUGUUAAGGAUCCUGGCGGCGGCGGCAGCAGCAACAACUUCAGGUCCGAAUCCAGAGCUGAUCGCGAUGCUCACAGGCCCCAGGCUGCCUCUCCGCCGAUCAGCAGCAGCUAUGGCACCUCCCAGGCCCACAAGCGUACUGCCUCGGGGAAUCCACGCCAGACGAGCCGGUCAGUCGAGGAGCGCCGCACCGAGAAAGUGCAGGUGACCACUCGAGAGACGCUCGUAUCCCGCACCCGGAGCCCCGAUCGCCGCUCAGGCCCGAGCAGCAAGGGUGGCGCCGAUGGCUUGAAGCAACCGCAGCCACCGCCGCAGCAGCAGCAGCGGCCCCCUGAGCCCAGAGGCAAAGAACCCCUUAUGGAGAAGCCCCCCCAAGCACCCUGGGAUCCUGAGGCCACCCUACUCCCGCACACGUCAGCGCCGCUGGCCUCGCGCAUCUCGAUCCCGCCCCUUGCCUCGUCGGCGCCCCCCGACCUGCAGCCUACCCCCCUACACGACCUGUCCCUCGACGUCCAGGAGGCGGUCAUUCUCGAGGACCUGCUGUUCGUCCUGAUGGGCUUCGAAGGCCAGUAUAUACGCUUUGCAAAGGGGUACAACCCCUACGAGGAACGCGACCGUCUGUCGGGGCCCCAGUGGCGCAUCCUGCCAGGUCUGGACCCAAGCCUCCAGGACCUGACCCAGUCCAUGCUUCGAAUGGCCACCCACUACACGGCCCUCGAGACCUUUGUCGACGUUCAGAGCCGCGAAGAGUUUGGCUCUGUCAACCACGCCCUGUGUGCGUCAAUACGCAAGCUCCUCCAGGAGUAUCUCGUCAUGAUCUCCCAGCUUGAGGCGCAGUUCCUCACCAACGAUACUUUCACCUUGCAUGUGCUCAAUGUUCACACCCUGCCAACCGGCCACAUGAUGUCUCAGAUAUACGCCCUCGCCCAUGAUCUGCUGAAGCGGAAUGCCCUUCUCGACGACGAGACGGACGAAUCGAGCGAUAGUGCCGACGAUUUCGACCACAUCCUCGAGCAGCUGAGGGACGGCGGCGACCUAGUGCCGGGAAACAUGACAGGCAAGAAGAUCUGCAAGGGGGGCGUGGUGCUCGGCCUGAUAACAAAGAGGCUCGAGUCCAUGUCUGGCGACCCUGCCUCGCGCACCUUACUUACGGCUCUGCUGAGGGACGCAAGCCGCCCCUACAUGGCCAUGCUGAACGAGUGGCUUCACCACGGCGGCAUCAACGACCCCCACUCUGAGUUCCUUGUCAAGGAACAGAGAAGCAUCCGCCGCGAGAGGCUGGAACAGGACUAUACCGACGAGUAUUGGGAACGACGGUACACCAUCAGAGACCACGAUGUACCACCGCAGCUCGAGGCCGUCAAGGACAAGGUCUUGCUUGCCGGCAAGUAUCUCAAUGUCGUCAGGGAGUGCGGCGGAGUAGACGUGAGUCUGCAGGUUAGAGAUGUACCGACCUCGUUCGACGAUAGCCGUUUUCUCGAUAAUGUCAACAAUGCCUAUGCCCACGCCAACGAGUCACUAAUGCAGCUGCUCUUGACCACGCACGCUCUGCCCGCCAGGCUGAGAUCGCUCAAGCACUACUUUUUCUUGGAUCCCUCCGAUUACUUCUCCUACUUUCUCGAGCUCGGCACCUCAGAGCUGCGGAAACCCGUCAAGUCGGUCAACACAGGAAAGCUGCAGUCGCUCCUGGAUCUCGUCCUGCGCCAGCCCGGCAGUAUCGUGGCCUUGGACCCUUUCAAAGAGGAUGUCAAGGUCGAGAUGAACGAGAUCACCCUGACCAAGUCGCUGCAGCGUGUCGUCAACAUUACGGGCAUCGAGCAAGGCGAGUCUCUCCAGCCCCUAACGAACCAGCCCGUCGACAAUGAUAAGAAUGCGAGCGGGUUCACCUCCCUCCAGCUUGAUUACGCCGUUCCCUUCCCCGUGUCCCUCGUCAUCAGCCGCAAGACGGUAUGGCGCUACCAGGCCCUGUUUCGCUACCUGCUAUCUCUGCGCCACCUGGAAUCGCAGCUCUCGGCAACGUGGCAGACGCACACUAACGGUAUUGUGUGGGCCCAUCGCUCGUCAUCACGCAAUCUCGAGAUCUGGAAGCGCCGCGUUUGGACCCUUCGCGCACGCAUGUUGGUCUUUGUACAGCAGCUGCUGUACUUUUGCACAGCCGAAGUCAUUGAGCCCAACUGGCAGAGCUUGAUGUCGCGCCUUCGCGAGAAGGAUGCCGGUGUCACCAGCUCGGCGCAGGACGGCAUUGCAGCCGCAAAAGCGGCGGGAAGCGGCGGAGCCCCCGGCCUUACCCGCACUGUCGACGAGCUGAUGCAAGACCAUGUGGAUUUCCUCGAUACCUGCUUGAAAGAGUGCAUGCUGACCAACAGCAAGCUACUAAGGAUACACUCAAAACUGAUGCAGACGUGCACCAUUUUUGCCACUUACACCAACUGGCUGUCGCGCGAGCUUGAGAAGACAGACCCGGACCUCACUGGCACUGUCAAGCCCCCCAACAUGACGGACGAGCAAUGGAAGCAGUUCCAGGCGGUCAGGUCGCAGAAGGCCGGGGCCGAUUCCCAGGCAUCGGGCUCUACUUCAGCCACGGACGACAAAGCCAAGGACGAGGCAGCCCGUACCAGUGAACUUUUUGACGUCAUCCGCAAGUGGGAAAAUAACUUCAGCCGCCAUCUACAGAUCCUCCUCGACGCACUGAACCACUACGCCGCUACCGAGACGGUAGUGCUCCUCAGCCUUUGUGCCCGCCUUAGCACAGCAAAUCAGGGAACCGAGUACGCCGGCCUGCGCAACGACGACGAUGUCGUUUAA